UUUUUCAUACUGUUUGUAGUACCUGCGUAUAGUAGGGGCCGUGUGAUAGUAAAAGCGGUUGGAAAGUGCAUUCAUACGGGAAAUCGUCGAUCUAAAAAGUUAAUCUCACGUUCUAUAUAGUUUACAAUCUUUUAUACAAUUGGCGUAUGAACGGAUUCGAGGUUUGAAAAUUGAAGCCAUUUUUCAGAUACUCGAGUACCUUUUGGUAGUAUUUACGUGUCAUUUAGUGAUCGUGAUGUUAUGUGUGCUACAUAGAAGUGAUAGAGACACGGACUUAUAUCUCAUACCAGACUCUAUUUCAACAUUAGUAUAAGGAAUUCAAUAUCACUUUGGGUCAAAGUUCCAAGUAUAUAUUCUAUUUCCUACGGAGUUCACAAUGACUUUGGAUUAUUGUGAUCCAUUUUCCACCUGCUAAUCGGAAGGCGAUGAAAAGAACCCAACAAACAUGGAUGGUGUGAAGAAAAUUCAUUCGGGAACACUAUACCGUAACGGACCGGUGGACGGCGCCUACGGUCAGCAGCACAGCCCCGUGUCGCGAUCGGACGCCUCCACCGAGGACGCGGAGCUGUCCGCUGCGCUUGCGCAUCAGCACCAUCUCGCUAUGCAGGCGGGCGAGUACCCAGUGGGCGGUGGCGUAGAGGCGGAGUACAGUCAAUAUGUGUCAUCACCCGCUGCGCAUUAUAAUCACAUGGGACACCUUACUAUGGCGCCCUCACAGAAGUACCCACACGUUAUGGAAGCAGUGUCAGUUGGCAGUGGCUAUGGUGUCAGUGGCGGCGCGAGUGCAGGCCACUACGGCACAUACGCGCAUUACGGCGCUGCCUAUCCCGCUCAGCCCUACCUCGUUGACCCCCAAAUGCCGGCUUACAUGACACAGGAGUACGUAGAAGGUGGUGGUAGUGCAUCGCCCCGAAGCGCGUCUCCGGGUGCCCUUCCUCCCCAGCACAAUUUACAUCUGCAACAAAGAUACGAUUCAUCGUCACUAGAGCAGUUAGGCCGCCAUUACUGUGUGACGUCACCGCGUGGCGAGUACGCAGCGGAUGCGUAUACGUACCAACAUUACCAGCCCGCUAUCGACCCUCAACAUCACACCGCGCAGCCAUUUAAGGAUUCACAAAACGGAUUAAGCUUAGGAAGCACUGGUGGACAGUCCUUGUAUGGAGACGAAGAGGAAUUACAGAAACAAAUGGCAAAUAUGGCUUUAGUUCAUGGCGGAGUGGGUCGUGAAGAGGGCGGAGGUCUGCAAUGGAGAGACCCCAAUUUGCCAGAGGUCAUCGGGUUCCUCAAUUCGCCGUCAGAUGUCGUUAAAGCUAAUGCCGCUGCCUACCUGCAACAUCUCACUUAUAUGGACGACCCGAAUAAACAGAAAACUAGGAGCUUAGGUGGAAUACCCCCCCUUGUGCGACUAGUGACACACGAGAAUCCCGAAGUAUCGCGAAACGCGUGUGGUGCGCUUCGUAAUCUCUCUUACGGGAGACAGAACGAUGAGAACAAAAGGGCCAUACGGGACGCAGGAGGAAUUCCUUCUCUUAUGGCUCUGCUGUGCAGGACUUCGGAUAUGGAGGUUAAAGAGUUAGUGACGGGCGUAAUUUGGAACAUGUCCUCGUGUGAAGAUCUAAAACAGUCUAUAAUAGAUGAUGCAGCUCAAGUUAUAUUUAAUAAGGUUAUCAUUCUGCAUUCUGGUUGGCAUCCCACGAACCCUGGUGAAACGUAUUGGUCUACUAUAUUCCGUAACGCGUCCGGUACGCUCCGUAACGCAUCGUCAGCGGGCGAGUACGCACGGCGACGACUGCGUUCGUUGCCCGGUCUCGCCGAAGCUCUGCUGCACACAGUGCGUACGGCCCUCAACGUCAAUGCCAUUGGUACUAAGGUGGUUGAAAACUGCGUAUGUGUGCUGCGAAAUUUGUCUUAUCGAUGUCAAGAAAUAGAAGACCCGUUGUACGACACUCGAGCGCCACCCACACAGAGUACGGGACAGGCACGGAUACAAGCUAGUGCUUCAAAAGUUUGUUUCAUCCUAGGAGAGAAUCUAGGCUGUUUCGGUGGUAGCAAGAAGAAGAAAGAGGGUUCUUCUUCGAACUCCACCAGCCCUUUGGGGAAGAACGAUGCGGAUUCACAGCCAUUGGAGACGGGAAACUCUUUGGGGUAUACUGUUCCUAAGGGUACAGAAAUGCUGUGGUCACCCGAGGUGGUUCCACUAUACAUGGCACUACUCCAGACGUGUUCUAACCCCGAAACUCUCGAAGCGGCGGCCGGCGCUUUACAGAACUUGGCAGCUUGUUACUGGCAACCGUCUAUUGACAUUAGGGCUGCGGUUAGAAAGGAGAAAGGUCUACCAAUCCUAGUAGAACUACUUCGUAUGGAAGUAGAUCGCGUUGUAUGCGCUGUUGCAACCGCACUGCGGAAUCUGGCUAUCGAUCAGAGGAAUAAGGAGUUGAUUGGGAAAUAUGCAAUGCGGGAUCUCGUGCAGAAGUUGCCUAGUGGCAACCAGCAACAUGAUCAGGGAACCUCCGACGACACGAUAGCAGCAGUGUUAGCGACCCUCAACGAGGUGAUAAAGAAGAGCGCUGAGUUCUCUCGUUCUCUUUUGGAAGCGGGUGGUGUUGAGCGGUUACUUAACCUCACUAAGCAGCGGCACAGACACACGCCUAGGGUGCUUAAGUUUGCGGGCCAAGUACUGAUGACAAUGUGGUCUCACGCGGAGUUACGUGAGGUAUACCGUAAACACGGUUGGCGUGAAGCCGAUUUCCUUACUCCGGCUCGGGCCGCUCAACCAACGAGGAAUUCCAGUACUAGCGGUCAAGGCACGCCGUCGUCUGGCACAGCGGGGGCGCCACAUUCGCCUAGCAAUGCUAACAGCACGCUCAGUCGGCCUAUGGCUUCCACGGGGGGCACACGUUACGAGGACCGCACGAUACGCAGGCAUCGAGAGAACGAGGAUAUGCCUCCAAUGGACGCGAAUAAUUAUGCAGAUGGACUAGGCAUGGGAAACCCUAACGGUCGGCCGAUGAAUCUUCAAGGUGUUCAGGCACAGAUGCCCCCUCCUAGCACACGUUGAGUUACCGAUGAAUGUUAAUGAUUUUCCACAGAGUAAAAAGCUUUUUAUGAUUUGGUAACUUGAGUCGAUCAAUUUCAUUUGAAUGUGCAUUUAACCCAGUUCGAGGUUUUAGGGUCUAUAAAAUAUGUUUUUUGAAGUACCUUCCAUAAAAACUAAAUCAGUUUUCUCUCUUUUAACUGAAGUACUCUUUGUCUCUUUCUUUCAAAGCGCGUACGUUGUGAGAGAAAGAGACAGAUGAUUUAAAUACGUUUUCAGUUGGACGGGUUAGUCUCACAAUUAUUGGAACACUCCAUACAGAAAGAAGAUUUUUGUGACGAACAUAUAACGUAUUUUAUAGGCCAUAAAACUUUUGGAAUAUCAAUUUUUUACAUUUUCAGACAAUAGCUAAACGAAAAGACAUUCAAUCGUAUUUGUGUAAUUUUAGUACUUUAUAGUACAUAUUGGUAACGCAUUUAUAUUCGCUAAACGUAAGAUAUAAGAUAUAAUCAUUAAUGGAUUACCAUUUACAGUGCAAAUGUUUAAUAAAUUUUUUAUAUGAAUUUUGUUCGGGAGUUUAGAUUCAGCUAUUUCAUGUCAAUUCCCCUGUAUAUAAUCGUGCCAUUAUUGACAUAAGGGGUUUAUAGGUGUUGUGUCUACUAUUCAUACGCAAUUUAUUGCAUAACGAAUCUAGUGAACGUUAGGAUUUUAACUAUUAAUAACGCUGAUAUUAAGCGAUAUUCAUAGUUGAAUCAGAAGUUUUUGUAACCAUUCCACAUUGUAUGUCUUUUUACCUGUCCGUUUGUAUAUUGUGUAAGUAUAUGGCGAUUUUGGUCGAUUGGAUUGUAAUUGGACAGUUAUUUAAAAAAAAUAUACUCCAUUCAGCGGUACAAGUAUUUUUACAGAUAUAAAAAAAAUUAUAAAAUCUUUUUAUUUUGAAGUCCGUUAAUAAACUUCACUGUAUUAGCUUAAUUAGCCGUUCAAUCAACAGCCUAGCCUCUUUACUAAACAGCGCCGUUUAACUAGCAGCCUGAUAUUAAAAGUGACAGAAAUAAAAUUGAUGAAACAUCUGACAUAAAAAUAUCUUUAUUUAAUAUAUUUUAAAAUUUAACAUGUUAUUUUUUUGUUGGAAAAUUUGUAGUUUGGAAAAUUUCGCCGCUAGGUUGUAGAAAGUGAAACUAACUAACAUCUAUACAAGUUAUUUCAUAUUUACUUAUAAAUUUGAUGAUAUGGCUGAAAUCGCUUGUUAAACGGCGCUGUUUAGUAAAGCGGCUAGGCUGUUGAUAAUUGAGCACGUUGGCUGCAACAUCAGUACAAUGUGAUAAAAUAUGAUGAAUAAAUAUUGGAAUGUGUAAAAAAUAUUAUUUUUGUCGUAGUCUAAGUGCGAGAAACUUGGCGCCAAUGCAUCCUGUACGUCAAAUUUGACACAUGUCAUACUAUGACUAUUGUAUGCGUUAAAAGAUGCUUGUACAACUGUUUUUAACACGAGAGUAAAUUCACAAUUGACCAAUUGCAUUCCUGUAUGACUUCAUUUUUAGCUGCUGAAAAUCAUUUGCAUGACAUUUUAGAUAUGUUUAGGAAAAAUAGCUCAAUAGUUCUACAGGCCUUAAGAAUCAUUAAAAUCGAUGAAAUUUCACUUAUUAUUUGUAAGAUAUCAUUAAGGAUUAAUUUCCCUCCGUCUAUAAGGUUAGUCUUAAAUUAUUUAUUACAAAUCAUUUUAUUCGGGACUGUAUAAUUAUAGCGGUGUAAUCAAGUUUUGGUUGAACUUUGCUAAUAGGGCCAAGCACAAGAGAGCAUUUAGAAGUGUCUAGUGUUGGUACAAAGUUUUAUUUAAGGGUAUGAGUUUUGUAAGAUAAUUUUAUUAAUACAAAUUGAUUGUACAAUAGUUGCUUGCCAGGGCAAAGUCGCUUCUAUGAAGCGUUCCUUCGUUCUCGUACACCUUUCAUAGAUGUUAUAUUGAAAUUCGUCAUCUGUGGUGUUAAAGUAUGCGAAAGAGGGGUUCAUAUAUGAACUGAUUCAAUAAUAUUUUGAAGUCUCGGGUACUUAUUUAAAACAAAAUUUCUAUAUAAAAUAAGCAGUGGUCAUAAAAUCCACUUACAAUAAAUAUUGAAACGUUUAUCAAUCGUUUACAGUCAAUUGCAGUUCUAUUUAAGUUCCCUGGUGAUGUGAAAGCUUCACAUAAAACACCCAAGCAAGGUGAAUUAUCGUGAACGAGUAUAAUGACAUGUCUAAAUCUUUCAAACGAAUGAUUUUAUUUCAUAGAAAAUGUAGGCGAAAGUGUAUUGUGUUAUUCAAUGUAAUGUGAAAUCUUUACCAUCUUCGCGUAAUAUACGUUAUCUCUUGUAAAUUUUAUUUCUUUUACGGUAGCGAGAUGGGGCUUAUGUAACUUAAAUUUUAUAUAAAAUUUUCUACUUAACAAGUAUUAAGCCCUCUUCUCCGUUAGAUCUCUAAAUAUAAGCCUAGUACGAGUUUAUAGUCAACGAUGUGCGUGUAGUAUUAAUUUACUUACAUUAAUUACCUAUAUUUAAUGGUUAACAUUGAACGCUGCAGUGAUUGUCGUAUUGUAAACUCGCACUAAGCUGGUAAUGCCCAAUGUUAGGGUAUGUAACUUAGAGUUACAUAACAUUAUUAUACCGAUGUCUAUGGUAUGUGAUAACCACAGAUUAAACAGUUGUUGCAACAGUAAUACUCGAUUAUUUAUAUUUUAUUUUACAUAUGAAAAUUAUUUAACAAAUGUAUUUCAUUUGUCGUUGCGACAGUAGUAUUAAUAAUAGUUUCUUAUGUCAUGUUGUAUGUAGUUUAAUAGUAAAUAAUCGUGCAUAAAGAAAUUAUAUUC
Molecule: messenger RNA, 5870 nt
Organism: Pieris brassicae (large cabbage white)
Lineage: Eukaryota; Metazoa; Arthropoda; Insecta; Lepidoptera; Pieridae
Gene: p120ctn
Product: catenin delta-2
Exons: 20
Coding region: 446-3058 (870 amino acids)
Biological process (GO): cell-cell adhesion; cell-cell junction assembly
Cellular component (GO): plasma membrane; adherens junction; cytoplasm
Molecular function (GO): cadherin binding
Source: RefSeq, a predicted model, not a curated record